UCACACGACGGCAUAGAUGGAGGUAACGGUACGGAUGGUGGAUAUGCUGGUAAAUCAGGUAAUGGUGGAAAUGCUGGGCGGAUAAGAAUCUUCAUCAAUAAACAAAGAGGGAACAUAAAGCUAAAAACCUGUCGUGGAAAUGGAGGGGAAGAAUCUGUUAAUGGGAUUGGUGGAGCUGGAGGUGGUGGUGGGAAAGGAGGUCAUGGAGUAGAAUGUGAUAUCGAAUAUUUACCAGGACAACCAGGAGAUUCACCUAUUAAUAGAGGAAGCACAAUCUGCAUACUGAAACGCGAAAUCAGCUAUUCCGACGGGAAAAAAGGAAAAGAUGGAAGCAACGGAAUGACUGACGUUGCGCGUGGAUCAAAUGGUGAAGUAAAUAAGGAAUACCUGAAGAAAAAAAAAUUUUCAAGAAAACAUAGACAAAAGUUCACAUUGGACCUGCUCAAUGUGAUGGCAAGACUGGGCGAGGAUUAUAUCUGGAUCAAUCGAACAAAAAAGGCAGAAAGGACUUUUAAAUUUCUGGUGACUUUGACGUCAGAAAGGGAAGAAGCAUCUAGAUUUUUCAAGAUCUCAAAGCAAAGGUUGGCAUUUUUGAACAAGGAAGGGUUUGACAGAUUUGGUAGAAAUAAGUAUUUGGCGCCACUUUUAACAUGGGAAACAUUCAAGGAACAGCUUGAAGGAAUUAAAUCGUAUGCAAUGGAUUAUGAAAAUGCAUAUAAUCAACUGCAGGAAGCCAUUAACAAUGAAGAUAACACAGACGCGAUAUCGAAAAAGCUACCAGAGUCAGUCCUAACUCAAGUAAAGGAACAAAAAUCAAGACUAAUGGAGGAUAAGAGGAUAGCACUUACCGAGAAAGGGCUUUAUGUACCGGCCAUCAAGGAGCUGGAAGUAAUUAUGAGCAACGCUCUGGUUCGAAUAAAGGAUAUUAGUGCACAAUUGUCCACCGAUGCAGAGUUUACCAUAGAGGAUAUGUUUGCCAUAAUGCAAGGUAUUACUGGAUUCUUGGGAGACGUUUUAGGAGGGGACCCAUGGGCCGCAUUGGGUACCUUUUUGGGAACUUAUGCACACUUUGCUGUAAAAUGCACACUUAGCUCCUUAGGGGAAAUCAAAGGAAAGCUAAAUAAAUGGCUAACGUUUGGCAAGGAAUACAAAGCUCUUCAAGACUCUAGUGAAUUGGAUUUUGAUAGAUUAGAUCCAGGAGCUGUACCAGAGGUUAUGCAGGCAAACCUUGACAUGAACAAAGAAGGUCUUACAGCUGAUCUUGUGUGCUUGCUGACGGGAAGGCUACCAGAACACCACAGCGGACUUGCAGAAUUCAAUGAACAAAUCGAACGGUUCUUCAUUGCCGGUUCUGCAAGAAUCGAUCUCAUCGCGAAAGUCAUUGAUUUAGACAAUGACAUCGGUGGCCACAACUUCAACAUACCAAAUUUGGAGGAGACAGCAAGCAAAAUUGAGAAUCUUCGUAAUAGUGAAGGAUCUCCCAUCGCUGAGAACAUCCAACAAACGUUUCUUGACGAUCUCUUGACUUCUUAUCAGAACAUGGAAAACACAUUUUUACAGAAACUGUGGCUGCUAUACAAAAGCUUUGAGUUUCGCACACUGUGGCCUGUCAGUGACAGCUUGAUUGGUUUUCAACGGACUACAAGCGAGGCAGCUCCGACCACUGGGCAGCUCCAAGGCAUUGUUCAGCUAAACAAAGUCUUCCAGGAGAUAGAUCAAAUUGAGAAUAAGGGACAAAAUUGUUUCACUAAGUUUGGAUACGUCACUGAUACUCAUAAGUGGUCUUUUGAUCAAGAACAGCACAUCGCAUUGUUUAACAGCCUACAUCAAGGUAAAGCAUCGUUUCACCUUCAUAUAAAAGACAGCUGUCCAACGUGUUUCAACGUUCGUGUGCUAAAGAUGUAUAUUGAAUUGUAUGGAGACAACACUCAAGAAAAUGACGGCAUGCCGAGUAAGGUUUAUCUAAACGUGACGCGUGGGAGUGUAUCGUACUUUAAGGAUGCACAGAACAAACUCAGGAGAUUCCGUCAGUCACUACUUUCGAAAGAGUUUCAAUUCAAUCGUUUCGCAAUAACAGAUAAAGAAAAAUGUAUCGAGGCGACUAAAAAUGGCCAGGCCGAUUCGUCUUUCUGCAUAACAAAAAAAGACCCUCGCCUAAUGCCAAUGUGCUCUCGUCUCUCCGAUUCGUUCGAUGCUGAAAAUAAACUUCUUGGAAGCCCAGAAUGUCCGAGUCCAUUUGGAACUUACACAAUCGAGAUGCCAAUAGAUGAGAACUUAGCGUGCCAGGAUACGCAAGCAAUAACAAACAAAAACUGCAAGGAGUUUGAUCGAACCAAGUACACCAAGAUGAAUGUAUGGGUUUUAAAUCUGUAUUGGUCUGGAAGCUACCCCACAGGUCCUGACGAUGCAAGGUGCCAAGUUCUAGACGAAGUUAAAGGACAAAAUGAAACUCGCAUCUCGUUAUCUACGGAUCAAUGAGCUCGCAAGCUUCGUGGAAACGGGUGAAAUCAAAUGGAUCUGGAARAAUCAAAACCGCAAGCAAAAUAGAUAUUGAAUAACAAUCAUGUUAAGCAUGAAUAACAAUGGAUGUCAUUAUAGCAGUUAAUGUAAAUUAUAGAAAGUAUGGCCAAUAAAAACAGCAGAACGAACA
Messenger RNA from Exaiptasia diaphana, 2650 nucleotides. RefSeq lists its product as uncharacterized. The transcript is spliced from 12 exons. The record is from RefSeq and is a predicted model, not a curated record. NCBI's taxonomy places the organism in Eukaryota, Metazoa, Cnidaria, Anthozoa, Actiniaria, Aiptasiidae. Bases 340 to 2478 code for a protein of 712 amino acids.